AAAUAUCAGGCUCUACACAGCUCUCGCUCGCUCACCGAGAGUGACUGUAACUUGAUAGACUGAUUCCCUUCACCGUCCCUGUGCUCUUACCUCUGUCUCCACUCCCCUCCUGCCUCUCCAUCAUCAGGCCUUGCUCUCCUCCAACUCAUCGCCUCUUUCUCUCUCUCUCUCUCUCUCUCUCAGCUCAUCGCCAACAGAUGACGGCGGGGAGCAACGGUAACGGUAACGGCAACGGCAACGGAGUCCCGCUGGCGGUGAAGAAGGCGACCUCGAAAGACCGGCACAGCAAGGUGGAUGGGCGCGGCCGCCGGAUCCGGAUGCCGAUUGUCUGCGCCGCCCGGGUCUUCCAGCUGACCCGCGAGCUCGGGCACAAGUCCGACGGCCAGACCAUCGAGUGGCUCCUCCGCCAGGCCGAGCCCUCCAUCAUCGCCGCCACCGGAACCGGCACCACCCCAGCCUCCUUCUCGACCCUCCGUCACUCCUCCUUCGCCUCCGCCUCCUCCUCCGCCCCCCCUCUCGACCACAAACCCCAGCACCUCGCCCCCGCUCCCUUCAUCCUCGGCAAGCGCCUCCAGGCCGACGACGACGACGACGACUCCGCCGCCAAAAACGGCGGUGUCGGACUCGGGCCGAUGGGCGGUUUCUGGGCCGUGUCGGCCCGGCAGGACUUCGGGCAGCUGUGGAGCUUCGCGGCGCCGGAGAUGGUCGUGCCGCCGGCGUCGCUCUCCGGGAGCUUCGCCGCCGCCGCGCAGCCCGUCGGGGACGCGUCGGCGGCGAGGGUCGGGAACUACCUCCCCAUGGUGCAGGGCCACCUCAACCUCCUCGCCUCCUUGUCGGGCUCGCCGGCGGCGGGCAGGAGGGAGGACGAGCAGCCUCGCUGAUUGUUCUGGCGGACGUUCUGCACACCUAUCUUCCAUGGAGUCGGGAGGGCAAAAAAAAGAAAGAAAAAGAGGUUCAGGUUUGUGCACUUGGAACGACGUAGUUAGGGUUUUAUUGCUUUCCCUUUCUCCCUCUUUCUUUGUUUGUGCCUCGCCAUCCCAUCUUCUCCUCCUCUCUUCAUUGGACCCCAGAUUCUGGGAUUGAGAUGGCUCUCUCUCGAUCAAUCUCUCUCUUGUUUAAAGGAAAUAUUAUCGGUUUGGGAAAAGCUUCUGUGCUUGGCCAGUAAGUUCUCCACUUUCAAAGCUCCUUCUGCAUUCUAAGCCAGAAUUCUUGGGUCUAUCAGCAUGCAAGUUUCUGUAUGUAAUUCUGGACCGUUUGAGUGAUCGAGUGCAAAUAAAAAGUGCAGCUUUGUACCAAAAAAUAAAAAAAUAAAAAAGCGUAGCUGAUCUUGCUGCUGAACUUGGUUUUGCUCUCAGUAUCUAAUUAGUGUGAAUACAAAUCUGUAUUCUCUCUUCUUUUGCUUCUGUGUCUCGCAAAAAAAUAAAAGAUAAUCAUCAUCAUAUUCUAGUGUAGUUGAGCCUAUGUUUGGUAUUUUGAGUUUAAUGGAUUUAUACUGUUCAGCUUUGAGUAAA
Messenger RNA from Phoenix dactylifera (date palm), 1511 nucleotides. Its product is annotated as transcription factor TCP7. The record is from RefSeq and is a predicted model, not a curated record. Gene Ontology annotation, cellular component: nucleus. Gene Ontology annotation, biological process: regulation of circadian rhythm. Gene Ontology annotation, molecular function: DNA-binding transcription factor activity; sequence-specific DNA binding. NCBI's taxonomy places the organism in Eukaryota, Viridiplantae, Streptophyta, Magnoliopsida, Arecales, Arecaceae.